GAAGAUGGUCUAUGGAAUAUGGAUGUUGUCAUAUGGUAAUUUGGUAAACGUGUGCGAAAAAUGAAAAAUUUGACUCGGUGAAGAUUCGUAGACGCAGUUGGAAAAUGAAGAAAAUAAAAACGAAAUUCCAACCGCCUACAAACUCAAAACUAAAUUAAACAAAAAAAAAAACAUCGCACCAUUAAUUUUUCUCUCUAUAUCUCUUUUCUUCUAAGAGUCUCCUCUUCGGUAUUUUUUUAAAAACUUCCCUCGACAUCGUCUUCACUCUUCAUCUCUUACAAGUUACAUCUCUAAUCUCUCUCUUCCCAAUUCCCUCAAAAUCUGUAAUUGUAAUAAUUAAAAUAUGAAAUACAGUUUGGUGGUUUUUAGAUAACUCCGGUAAAAUUAAGAUGAGAUGAUCCGGUGAAAAGUGUGAUGACAUGCAUCCUUUCUGCUGUGUGUCUCCAAUCUCAGAUCCAAUGCCGCCUAAUUCUCUCUCCUCCACCGAUACUUGUUCGAUAAUUCACGAUAACGCCGCCGUGAACAGGAGAGAGAUUACCAAUGGUAUCAAUUCUAUUUCUAAUUCUAAUAACAGUCAACAGAUGUCGACUGUUGAUCAAAGAGAAGUGAAGAUUAAUGAUAUGAUUGGUAACGGCAUAUGUGGGAUUCUAUAUAAAUGGGUCAAUUAUGGCAAAGGUUGGAGAUCUAGAUGGUUUGUACUUCAAGAUGGAGUUCUUUCUUAUUAUAAAAUUCAUGGCCCUCAUAAAAUCACUCUUACUUUAGAGUCUGAAAAAGGGUUUAAGGUCAUCGGAGAUGAUUCUAUGCGUAGGAUUCGCCGCAAUAGCAGUAACAAUAAUAACUCACAUCAUCUUCUUCCUCGGAAGCCUUUUGGGGAGGUUCAUCUUAAGGUUUCAUCGAUUCGCGAGAGUAGGUCAGAUGAUAAGAGAUUCUCCAUUUAUACUGGAACAAAGAGACUGCAUUUAAGAGCUGAAACUCGAGAAGAUCGGAUGGCUUGGAUGGAUGCAUUGCAAGCUGUUAAGGAUAUGUUUCCUCGUAUGUCUAAUAGUGAACUCAUGGCUCCUGUUGAUAAUCUUGCUAUGUCUACUCAAAAACUUAGGCAACGUUUACAACAAGAGGGUCUUAGUGAAGGAGUUAUACAGGAUAGUGAGCAGAUUAUGAGGGUUGAGUUUGCUGAAAUCCAGAAACAACUUGUUUUACUUAAGCAGAAGCAAUGGAUGUUCAUUGAUAAUUUGCGUCAGUUAGAGACAGAAAAAGUGGACUUGGAGAACACAGUUGUUGAUGAAAGUCAGAAGCAAUCAAAAGAACAAGGGGCUUCUUCCAGUACAAAGCAAGAUAAAUCUAGUGAGGCAACUCCAAGUGAUUCUGAUAAUGAUAGGGCUGAUGCUGCUGAGGAAGACACAGAUGAAGAUGAAAAUGCCUUUUUUGAUACAAGAGACUUUUUAUCGUCAAGUUCUUUCAAAAGCAAUGGAUCGGAUCUGAGAAUAUCAUCUUUCUCCUCUGAUGAUGAUGCUUUUCAUGCUUUUGAAUCUGAGGAGGACAUUGAAUCUUCUAUAAAAGAUGCUGUAGCCAACUUUCCUUAUGUUAAACGCCGUAAGAAGCUGCCUGAUCCUAAGGAGAAAGAGAAAGGAGUUAGUCUUUGGUCUAUGAUAAAAGAUAACAUUGGAAAAGAUCUUACAAAAGUUUGCCUUCCUGUGUAUUUCAAUGAACCUAUCUCUUCUCUUCAGAAAUGCUUCGAAGAGUUGGAGUACUCUUAUCUCCUUGACAGAGCAUAUGCAUGGGGGAAGCAGGGCAACAGCCUUAUGAGAAUCCUCAAUGUAGCUGCAUUUGCAGUUUCUGGAUAUGCUUCUACUGAGGGACGAAUCUGCAAGCCAUUCAAUCCAUUGUUGGGAGAAACUUAUGAAGCUGAUUUUCCUGAUAAAGGGCUCCAUUUUUUCUCAGAGAAGGUAAGUCAUCAUCCUAUGAUUGUUGCCUGUCAUUGUGAUGGAACUGGAUGGAAAUUGUGGGGAGACAGCAAUUUGAAAAGUAAAUUUUGGGGUCGUUCUAUACAACUUGAUCCUGUUGGAGUUCUGACCUUAGAGUUUGAUGAUGGAGAAGUCUUUCAAUGGAGUAAGGUAACAACAUCCAUAUACAACCUUAUACUAGGGAAGCUAUAUUGCGAACACUAUGGUACAAUGCGUAUACAGGGAAAUCAGGAGUACUCCUGCAAGCUGAAGUUUAAGGAGCAGUCUAUCAUUGACCGAACUCCACGCCAGGUACAAGGUAUAGUGCAAGACAGAAAUGGGAAAACAAUGGCGACAUUGUUUGGAAAGUGGGAUGAAAGCAUGCAUUAUGUAAAUGGUGACUGCUUAGGUAAAGGAAAGGGAUCCGAAGCUUUUUCAGAAGCCCACUUGUUGUGGAGGCGAAGCAAGCCUCCCAGAUAUCCUACCAGAUAUAACUUAACUCGCUUUGCAAUCACAUUGAAUGAGCUUACUCCUGGAUUGAAGGAGAGAUUACCACCCACGGACUCUAGGCUAAGGCCCGAUCAGAGGUACCUAGAAAAUGGGGAGUAUGAAAAGGCGAAUGCAGAGAAGCUACGACUAGAGCAAAGACAACGACAGGCACGGAAAAUGCAAGAAAGGGGCUGGAAGGCACGGUGGUUCGCCAAGGAUAAAGAAACCGACACAUAUCGAUUUGUCGGAGGGUAUUGGGAAGCCAGGGAACAGUUGAACUGGGAAUCAUGUCCUGAUAUCUUUGGCCAAAUUCCGGCUGAAAUGUUGGACUGAUGGUGAACGAGAUAAGGAUCAACUAUCUAUCAACGCAAGUCUGUGUCUGUCGGCACCUUAUAUUGCCAAAAGUGUAAUCAUUUAGGCAUAUUCUUAUUUCUAAGCGCUGUAUUCUUGAUUGGUGUUGGCUAUACAUGAGAAUUUCAAGAUCAAUCAAAACCCCAAGUGUCGGCAACUUAUUGCCAAAAAAAUCAUACUAUCCCCUAAUGCCCUGUUAUGUCUAUAACAAUAAAGGAGGAUAUGGUAACUAUUUCUAAUUUUAGAAUUUUUUGUACAGGAAACUUGAGGUCAAUACUUAUGGUAGUUUUUGCCCACCUCUUGCAAGUUCUAUUUUCUUAAUAGAAUUUA
Messenger RNA from Beta vulgaris subsp. vulgaris (sugar beet), 3110 nucleotides. RefSeq names its product oxysterol-binding protein-related protein 1C. Bases 420 to 2762 code for a protein of 780 amino acids. The transcript has 11 exons. Gene Ontology annotation, cellular component: membrane; intracellular membrane-bounded organelle; cytosol. Gene Ontology annotation, molecular function: sterol binding. NCBI's taxonomy places the organism in Eukaryota, Viridiplantae, Streptophyta, Magnoliopsida, Caryophyllales, Amaranthaceae. The record is from RefSeq and is a predicted model, not a curated record.